Vanderwaltozyma polyspora DSM 70294 is the source of this 1110-nucleotide messenger RNA. RefSeq names its product 2-dehydropantoate 2-reductase PAN5 (gene PAN5). The transcript has a single exon. Bases 1 to 1110 code for a protein of 369 amino acids. Gene Ontology annotation, biological process: pantothenate biosynthetic process. Gene Ontology annotation, cellular component: mitochondrion; cytoplasm. The record is from RefSeq and is a predicted model, not a curated record. NCBI's taxonomy places the organism in Eukaryota, Fungi, Ascomycota, Saccharomycetes, Saccharomycetales, Saccharomycetaceae. Gene Ontology annotation, molecular function: NADP binding; 2-dehydropantoate 2-reductase activity.
AUGUACAAGCCUGUUGUUCAUAUCCUAGGUUUAGGAUCUAUGGGCACAUUGAUAGCGUCAGAUCUGUUAAAAUAUAAUGAAGUAACAGUUGUCCCAUUGUUGAGAUCUAAAGAAAAACUUUCAAUAUUCAGUAACAGAUAUGAUAAUACUAUUAGACUACGGAAGAUUUUUUUAGAUGGAUCUCCCGUUCAAGAAAAUAAGCUUUGCAAUAGUUAUUGUCCUGAAACGUUUAAAAAUGCAGGCCCUAUUGAAAACUUAGUCAUUACUACCAAGACAUAUCAAACCAAAGAAGCUUUACUUCCAUAUCUACCUUACAUUAAAUCUCAUACCAAUAUAAUUUUAAUACAGAAUGGGUUAGGUAUCUUGGAAUUAUUGAAGGAGGAAAUAUUUACUGAUUCAAAUAGUAGACCACAGUUAUUCCAGGGUGUCAUCUCUCAUGGGGUUUAUCAGGAUGAAGGCUUUACAUACAACCAUGCAGGUUGGGUUGGUAUGAAGAUAGCCAGAUUGCCAUGGGAGAACAAUAUUGUGCAGACCAACGAAUUACUUGAACAUGAUAAGAUAAAUAAUUCCUUAGUGAACCUAUUAACAAAAGAACCAUUUUGUAGUAAAUUUGGCAUUGAACACUUAACCUAUCAAGAGUUACUACUAGGACAAUUGCAUAAAUUUAUUUUGAAUUGUUGUAUGAAUAGUGUUACAGCAAUCAUGGAUUGUGUCAAUGGCGAGAUGAGAGAGUAUUGCGAACCUGUAUUUAGAUUAAUCAUAGAAGAAUCACUCGAUAUUCUUGCUCAAGGAUAUCCAAAGUUAUUUGCGUACGAUAAAGAAUUUAAGGGAAAGAAUGAAUACCCCCAAUUGAACGUAAAUUCUAUAUUAAGUGUAGACUAUUUGGUGAAGGAUAUAAUCAAGAUUGGUUGUGUAAUGUGUGCACAAAACAGUACAUCUAUGAGACAAGACACACUAUAUUUAAGAAAGACAGAAAUUGAUUAUAUCAAUGGCUAUCUUGCAAAACUAGCCCAAAAACUGAAUCUUCCAAAGAACUCUAGUAAGGUUAAUGAAACAAUAAUAUCGAUGGUAAACCUAAGAUCAGGCUUAAAUAAAGACAGAGCUUCGUAA